AUCUCCCGCGCUUGUUUCCGUCUGUUUAAUCAUUUUUUCCAGUUGGCAGACACCACGUGUGAAUAUGCAGAUAGAGGGAAAUACAGUUGGUGACAAGGUUGUUGAGGGAAAGACGAAAAUUGUGUAUCGUCUAGCUGACAAUCCAGACAAGGUUUUACUGCAUUCUAAGGACCGUAUAACAGCAGGAGAUGGGGAGAGAGCCCAUGAUCUGAAGGGAAAAGCUGAGAUCUCGACAACUACGGCGUCAGCUAUCUUUGAGAUGCUCAAUAAUGCAGGGAUAAAGUCACAUUUCAUCAAGCGAAGUGGACAGACAUGUAUGGUUUGCAACUACUGUGACAUGGUUCCCCUGGAGUUUGUUACCCGCAGGAUUGCAACGGGCUCCUUCCUGAAAAGGAAUCCGGGAGUUAAAGAGGGUUACCGGUUCUGUCCUCCGAAACAGGAGAUCUUCUUUAAGGAUGAUGCCAACCAUGACCCCCAGUGGUCGUAUGAGCAAUGUGUGGAAGCCAAGCUGGAGUUUGGGGGUCGAUUAAUCGGGCGGGAUGAGAUCGAUAUCAUGUGUAAAUCGACCGUGACAGUGUUCGAGGUUCUGGAGAAAGCCUGGGCUUCUCUUGAUUGUUCACUAAUUGACAUGAAGAUCGAGUUUGGUGUCAACCCGAAGACUGGUGAAAUUCUGCUUGCGGACAUCAUUGACAGUGACUCAUGGCGUCUGUGGCCAGCCGGAGACCGUCGCCUGAUGAAGGACAAACAGGUGUAUCGGGAACUGAGGGAAGUCACAUCAGAGGCCCUAGACACUGUUAAACGCAACUUUGAGUGGGUUGCUGACAGGGUUGGGCAAUUGAGCCCCAAACCAUCUGGGCGUGCAGUGGUGUUUAUGGGCUCUCCCACAGACAUGGCCCACUGUGAGAAGAUUAGGGCGGCCUGCAAACUGUAUGGGGUUCCUUGUGAACUACGGGUAUCAUCUGCUCACAAGGGCACAGACGAAACAAAGAACAUCCUAGCCCAGUAUGAAGGUGAAGGUAUCCCUACUGUGUUUAUCGCAGUGGCAGGGAGGAGUAACGGCCUGGGACCGGUGCUGUCGGGGAACGCUGCAUGGCCAGUCAUCAACUGUCCCCCGAUAUCAGCUGACUGGGGUGCUGAGGAUAUCUGGUCCUCCCUCAGGCUGCCGUCAGGUCUGGGCUGCACAACAGUAACCUCCCCUGAUGGAGCGGCCCUCGCCGCAGCCCAGAUUCUUUGCCUCAACGACCAUAUGAUCUGGGCAAAACUGCGCACCAAACAGCUCAACACUUGGGUAGGUCUGAAAGAGGCAGACAUUAAGGCCAGGAAGACGAAUUUCAUGAUUGAGAAAUCCGAGGUCUUUCAAAAUGGACAUUAGAUGACGAGUUCAUUGGGAAAUUAUUAUUACUGUUAUGAGAUUUUUGGCAGAUUUGGUGCAUUAAUGAAUCUGAUAUUAAAUAGACACUAUUGUUGUAUAUUGUUUUGCAAAUCAAAAACAUUAGUCAGGUUUAGUGAGAUCUGAAUCUGAUACUGAAUUAUAAAAUGAAUAGACUUAUAUCUUGUAGUUUAGCAAACCAGAGAUGAAUAUAUUUAACAAUCAAACAUUGAACAAAAUUGUUUCUUUAAUAGCAUUUGUACCAGUGUAUUUUUGAAUCUGAUAACAAAUUGACAUUACUGUGAAAUGUAAAGAUUAUCAGAUGGUAACCUUUGUAAAUCAUAAAUACUAGUAGUAGUCACCAUUCAUUCAGUUAUAAUGUUCAUGGUUGUUAAGAUUCAUAGUUUGACAUUUUUCAACAGCCAGUUUCGUAUUUGUUUGAUUUAUUUCAUUAGUUAAUGUCAUUAUGUAAGACAGUUAGCUCAUUAUGAACCAGCAUGAUCUCAAAGUGGUGCCAUUUUUAUGAAAUAUAAGUUGUUUUUGUUUAUUUCUAGUUGCGAUUGAAUGAACCGUUUUCAAGAGGAAUGUUUUGAUACCAAAUAAACAGUAUUUUUCUA
Molecule: messenger RNA, 1986 nt
Organism: Mya arenaria
Lineage: Eukaryota; Metazoa; Mollusca; Bivalvia; Myida; Myidae
Product: multifunctional protein ADE2-like
Exons: 8
Coding region: 65-1372 (435 amino acids)
Biological process (GO): 'de novo' IMP biosynthetic process
Molecular function (GO): phosphoribosylaminoimidazolesuccinocarboxamide synthase activity
Source: RefSeq, a predicted model, not a curated record